Actinia tenebrosa (Australian red waratah sea anemone) is the source of this 1642-nucleotide messenger RNA. Its product is annotated as 14-3-3-like protein 2. The record is from RefSeq and is a predicted model, not a curated record. Lineage: Eukaryota; Metazoa; Cnidaria; Anthozoa; Actiniaria; Actiniidae.
CAAGCACGCGCGCGCCAGGAUCGACCUUGAACCGUUUCGUUCGGCCAUCUUGGAUCGUUCAAUACUCGCCGCAUUUGUAUUACUUUGCCGCUCUCGUAGCACCCACACACCCUUCUAUUAUGGGACAAACGAAAGAAGAAUUGGUUCUAAAGGCAAAAUAUGCCGAACAGACGGAAAGAUACGACGAUAUGGCCGAUGCUAUGAAGAAGGCAACAGAGCUUAGUCCAAAACUUGAGCAGGAGGAGCGAAACUUGCUCUCGGUGGCUUACAAGAACGUGGUAGGAGCCAGGCGUUCGUCUUGGAGGGUUAUUUCUAGUAUAGAACAAAAAGCAGAUAACUCCGAGAAAAAAGAACAAAUGGCUAGGGAGUACCGAGAGAAAAUAGAAGCGGAAUUGAAGGAGGUUUGCAGAGACGUUCUGGAUUUGUUGGAAAACCAUCUUAUUCCAAAUGCUGCGGAUGCUGAAUCAAAGGUAUUCUUCUUAAAAAUGAAGGGUGAUUAUCAUCGGUACCUGGCUGAAGUUGCUUCUGGUGAUGACAGAAAAAAUGUUGUUGAGGCUUCAAAGAAAGCCUACACUGAAGCCAUGGAAGCCUGUAAAGACAAAGAUAUGAAGACCACUGAUCCGAUUCGUCUGGGAUUGGCUUUGAACUUUUCUGUUUUCUACUAUGAAAUCUUAGAAGACCAGGCACAAGCCUGUAAAUUGGCCAAACAGGCAUUUGAUGAUGCCAUAGCUGAGCUUGAUAGCCUUACUGAAGAUGCAUAUAAGGACAGUACAUUAAUUAUGCAGUUGUUGAGAGAUAACUUGACUCUUUGGAACUCACAGGAAGGAGAGGAGGGCAAUGACGAAUAGUAGUUUUACACCUUUGUAGUCCUGUUUGAGAAUGCUAGAGAAACAGUUUGUGACAUUUCUUAAGUAAUGUCAGAUUCUGCAUCCCUUGUUCCAUAUGAUAAUACAUAUGAUAAUACUAACAUCCAUCCUCUUGGCCUGUAUUUGUAUCUGUUGCUUUGUGUGGCUUGUAAGUGCGUUUUUGUUAAUGUAUUAUAUGUAUUAGUUUAACUUUAGGGAUUAGUUCAAUCUAUUUUUAUGAGAGUCUCUUUAAAGGAAGUUUCAUGUGGUCAUGUGAGUCUGUAUUCAACUAAUUCAGUGUGUUGUGUGGGAGUGGCUGGUAAGUAAUAGUUGCACAUAAGAAAACUGCAUCACUCAUGUAAAGAUAUUGCCUCAUUGGCUACUAAGAGUGUUAAUAAACUAUAAUACACUUCAGCAUAACCGGUACUAAAUAUCACCCUAAAACAGGUCAUGAGAUAGAGAUGAUUACUAAGAUAUACCACACAACCCAAUAAACUACACAUGGUAUUAUCAAGUGGAACUAGCUAGCAAAAAUACUCUAUUUGUUAUACAAAUCCCUCUGAAACAUUAUGUUGAUAAAAUUAUUAUUAAGGCUGCAAUAGGUAAUAGACAAUGGCUACAUGAUCAAGGGAUGUGUCACUUGUCGACUGCGAACGAGGUAGUGGACAACGUUUAUGGUAUUAAAGUAUCCUGAACCAGUUUCUAUUAUUUACAAUCAGUUCAUUUCUCUUGUGUAAACUGUCUAGGUCGUUAUGUAGUUACUGGCAUCAUGUUAGCUAUUAAAGAUUUUCCUCUAA